This is a messenger RNA of Prunus armeniaca (apricot), 642 nucleotides long. The record is from the annotation of a GenBank genome assembly. Lineage: Eukaryota; Viridiplantae; Streptophyta; Magnoliopsida; Rosales; Rosaceae.
AUGAAGCAGGCAGCCAUUCACGCCAAGGCCGAACACUUCAACUCUAAAGGAAUGCCUUCGGCAUCUCCUGGCCAGACGACAAGCACAAGUCAGCCUUCGGCAUCCACCUAUGAUCGUUUCCCGCCACACCAGACCACUAAUCAAGCUCCCUACCGAACGACACCCACUGUGCCCGCACCUUGCACGACGGGGGAUAAGCGAAGGGACUUGUUCCAGGGUCAGCAAGACAGAGGCAAGCGCAAUAAGAAGUCAGGUGGCCGAAACUUCCGAAGCACCAACAGCGAUCGACCACCGGAGGUCUUCACCAUUCUUAACUUGACCUACGAACAUGUCCUCAUGGUCAAAAAUCAGAUGAUUUCGAAGCCAAGCCUUCGGAAGCUCCCUCGGCAAGUUGAUAAGGAUACAGGAGUCUUCUGCCGAUACCACCAAUACAACGACCAUGAUACCGAGUCCUGCAUCGCCCUCCGAAGGAUCGUUGAAAAACUGAUUAGCGAGGGCAAACUAGACCAGUAUAUGAGUACACAAUCGGGUCCCGAGCACCAGGGCAAUCGACAGAUCAACAUGAUCAGGGGCAGUACACCGAUCGCUGACUGCAGCCGUCGGUCCGUCAAGAGUUACGUACGUGCCGUUCAGCACCCUUAG